Messenger RNA from Amphimedon queenslandica, 586 nucleotides. RefSeq names its product tyrosine-protein kinase STK-like. Gene Ontology annotation, molecular function: protein binding. Lineage: Eukaryota; Metazoa; Porifera; Demospongiae; Haplosclerida; Niphatidae. The record is from RefSeq and is a predicted model, not a curated record. The transcript is spliced from 2 exons. The annotation marks the transcript as partial.
AAAUACAAGAAACAUUAUUUGGAGUAGAGAAAACAUUAAUUGAAAGAGAAAAUGAGAUAGAACAGUUACAGGAAAAGAUAUCAUUAAUGAAUAUACAACAACUGAAAGAGACUUCAAUUACUCUUAGAAAGGAUCAAUCUACACAAUCAUUAGAUCCACCAAAAGGGUCAGUUUAUGUAGCUAUUAAAAACUGGGAGGCAACAAAUAGUACUCAGCUUUCAAUCAAGAAGGGAGAGAAAUUUGAGAUCAAGAAAGAGCGUACAGAAGGAUGGUGGCUAGCAAGAUCAUUAGAUACUGAUCAAGAGGGAUUCGUUCUAAUUAAUUAUAUUAAAAAAGAUGAAGAGAGUGAACUGUCAACAUUAGAAUCACUUGAACUAUUUCAUUAUGCAAUGACAGAAAAUGUUGACAUACCUAAAAUCAAGGAAAUUAAGACGAGGAGCUACGUUGAGAGAGCAAGUCUCUUUUUAUCAUUAAUUAAACAAGAUUCAGUUCUGCUAGAUCAACUUAGAAAAAAAGAACAUGGUAAGAUAUAUUUAUAUGUGCUAAUAAUUUAUAGAGUAUUUUGAGGGUAUUAAAUAUUGUCCAU